AAAAGGGGAGGAGUCUCAGUGACAAGAGGAAGACGGGCUUUUCUGAGUUUGUCCGCUCCCCCUAAAAUAGCAGCCAGUGUGUAAAUGUGAAGUGAAAUCACGUUCAUCCACCGGAGCCACCGAUAUAGAAGUGUCUAAAUCCAGCGGCGGAGUCGGGAGCGAAGUGAAAGGCGACAGGACAGUAAACAGGACAUUCCAGAUGAGUCGGUUGCCGAGCCGGUCGACAGUGGAUCUUCGCUGCGUGCUGGUUCUUUGAACCUCUCGGCCUCUUGUGACCUUAACCCCUGGCCAACGGUCAUCUUGGAGAUUGUGGUCGGGUCUUGCCGAAGAGCGAAGGGCGUAUUGAGAAGAGUGAACGAGCGUAAUACAAGAAGAGAGUCUUUUGCACGAUGUGCUAGGAGAGCGGUGGAAGAAAGCUUGUUGUUUUUCUGAUAUUGUUGAGGUGUCAGAGAGGCCGGAAAGGACACAGCCAUGGGCCGGAAGAAGAUACAGAUCACCAGGAUCAUGGAUGAGAGGAACAGGCAGGUUACCUUCACGAAGAGGAAGUUUGGCUUGAUGAAAAAGGCCUAUGAGCUAAGUGUACUAUGUGACUGUGAGAUCGCCCUCAUCAUUUUCAACAGCUCUAACAAACUGUUCCAGUACGCCAGCACAGACAUGGACAAAGUGUUGCUGAAAUACACAGAGUACAAUGAGCCCCAUGAGAGCAGAACCAACUCUGACAUUGUCGAGGCGCUAAACAAGAAAGAACACAGAGGUUGUGAUAGCCCGGACCCUGAUGCCUCAUAUGUCCUCACUCCUCACACAGAAGAAAAGUAUAAAAAAAUUAAUGAGGAGUUUGAUAAUAUGAUGAGAAAUCAUAAAAUCCCCACAGCAUUGCCUCAGCAGAACUUCUCCAUGCAUGUGGCUGUGCCUGUAUCCAAUCCCAAUGCCAUGUACCAGCCAGGAGGGCCUCUGGGCAGCCAGUCCCUGGCAGCAGCCACCACCUCUCUGAGUGAUAGUGGGAUGCUGUCCCCUCCGCAGGCCUCUCUGCACAGGAAUGUGGCCUCCAGUGGAGGCCCCCAGAGGCCCACCAGUGCUGGGAAUGCAGGGAACGGUUUUGUUAACCCUAGGGGCUCUCCAGGCCUCCUCAGCGCACCCAGCGGCAAUGGCCUGGGUAAAGUCAUGCCCACCAAGUCUCCACCCCCCCCUGGAGGGAACAUGGGAAUGGGAAACCGCAAGCCAGACCUGAGGGUUGUUAUUCCUCCAUCGAGCAAAGGGAUGAUGCCCCCACUGUCAGAGGAGGAGGAAAUGGAUUUGAACACCCAGAGGAUAAGCAGCUCCCAGUCCAACCAGCCGCUGGCCACUCCAGUGGUGUCUGUCACCACCCCCAGCUUACCCCCUCAGGGCCUGGUCUACUCAGGCAUGCCCACCUCCUACAACCCUGCUGAGUACUCCCUGAGCAGUGCAGAGAUUGCUUCCCUACAGGGCUUCAGCUCUCCUGGGCUCUCAUUGGGCUCCAUGUCGGCAUGGCAACAGCAUCAACUGGGCCAGGCAGCUCUUAAUUCUUUGGUUGGUGGAGGUCACCUAUCUCAGGGUUCCAACCUAUCAAUCAACACCAGCCAGAGCAUAAACAUCAAGUCCGAACCCAUUUCGCCGCCACGGGAGCGUGUCACCCCGUCCAGCUUCGCCCCUCAGCAGCCGCAGCAGGGGUCCAGCCGACAGGAAGUCCUGGGACGCUCACCUGCCGACAGCCUCAGCUCCUCCUGUAGCUCAUAUGACGGAAGCGACCGUGAAGACCACCGGCCAGACUUCCACUCCCCGCUGGGCCUGACCAGACCCCCCGCUGGCUCUGAGGGCAGGGAGAGUCCCUCGGUCAAGCGCUUGCGCAUGGACACAUGGGUGACAUAAAGAGCCCUGAUCAAGCCUCCAGUCACCAGCCAGUCAGAGAGAGAGAGGGAGGGGUUAGACAUGGAGAUGAAAGGAAGCAAGGGUCCUUAAAGCUAUUAUUAUGAUACUAUUAUCCAACUUCAUUUCGAUUUGUAAGACUGAGAUGUAACAUAUCUAAAGUCAAUGCUCAAACUGUUACAGUAAGAUAAAAAAAAAAGAAAAAAAAUCCGAGUUAGCUGGACUGAAUUAUAUGCACAAGCAGGUGGUAUCAGGUACUUGGUGCAAUUCAGACUUUUGCAGAAGAAGGAAAAUUGUUAAACAAUAGGCGGUAGAUUAUUGUAGUCACUGGUCUAGUCAGACACAUACAUGUAGUUGCUGUUUUGCUGUUGUGCUUGCAUGUUGCAAACAAUCAGAGAACGUUGUGUUGCUUUCAGGCUGAGGACCCCUAAAUAUGAGGUUCACUGCAAGAACUAUCUUUUAAAAUCAUGCUGUAACCAUACAAGACCUUAAUCUCAAGUGGCCUCUUCUAAUUUAUUGAUUCAGUCGAUCGGGAGAUACAGACAGCAUUGACUCAAUUAAUACUAUACAGGAACUAUGGUCACACCAGAAACAACAGUUGAGACUACUUUAGAGAACAAAUGAAGAAAAAAAAACUGUUGAGGAGGUAAUAACAAAAUAGCAACAGAAUUUAUUGCAAUAAUGACAUACUAUUCAUUUUGUAAUUUAAAAGAGUGGGAUAUAAAGUCUAAAUGUGCAAUUAAGAUAAUGCGAACCUGUCCAGUUGAACUGGUGAUUAAAUCAACAUGUUCACAUUUGUAUAACAGUUCAUCAGUAAUAUAAGCCAAAGCUGUUCUUUUGUGUUAUUUUGUACAGUUGCUAUGGUUUCCUAUCAGUCCACUCAAAUGCACCAUUUCCUCGCCAUAGUUUUAUUUUUUAUUGUGCUUUAUUACAAACGGUGUAAACUUCAUGUAAACCACAUCAUGAAACAAUAUCUAAAGCCAUGAACAUUUGCUGUUCUGUUUGUACAAUUGAAAAUUUGAGCCAAACAGUUUUCUUUUUGUUGUGUAAAUAGCGACUUUAAUAUAUAUCACCAGGGUGUGAGUACAUGCUGAAUGUACUGUAUGAUCACCGUUUUCAAGAAAAGUAUAUUUUUGUGGAUUACAGCCAAGUUUACAAGAGUAGACCCUUAAAAAGUAGAUCAUUCACUGGUCAAUAUUUGCUAUUGUGUUCAUUUUACUGUAAUCUCUUCUAAAUUUAAUUAUCAACAUGAUCUCCCGUGCAUUUAGGUUCCAGAUGGUCGAUUUGUUUUUCUUUGAUUUUCUUCUCCUCUCUAUUAGUGGUGACCGUUUGUCCUGAUGACAUUGUAAUAACAAUGCUCUGAGGUUGAAGUUCUGCUAUUUUCAUAUUUAUGAAGGAUGAUCACAAGGCUAGGGGAAAUAGGCUUUCUUCCCUCCUAUUGUGUUAGCUUGUGUUAGUUGUAUACCAGCAGCUGUGGAAUACACUGCCAGCAUUCAAACCCAAGGUCCCCGGCCCCACAUCCAGGAAUAAUCUACCGCUGUAGCAAGUAGCUCAGCUGAAAAGAACAUGGCGUCUCUCGGCCCCUGUCCACUAUCCUGUCACUGGCAUGGGAUUUAAGCAGAAGACACAAAUGUGGUAGAGGUGGCUGCUGACCUUCACAAAAAAACUGCUCAUGCCUGUGUCCACGUCGUUGUAAAUAUCGCAGUCUACUUGAAAUGUUGGUCAUAAUUAUAUACAAAAAUAAGUCAUGUGUUUCCCUAAUUGGCUCCAGAUAUUGCAUCUUAUAUCAACGCCCUAUACGUAGUAAGAGUGCUGAAGGCCUAGGGGCCUUAGGAGCCCAGGAAAGUUGAAAAAUCUGAAGGCACUGUACACGAAAGAUGUCACAGCAUGAGGCUGAUGCCUCAGUUAUCACGCUUUGCCGGUAUGGCGGAAAUAGGGGCUUUGACUCGCUUCUUUCUCCGUCAUCACAGCAGCAAAUAAUUCAGCAGCUAAUUCUUGCUAAUUACAACAACAGUGCAAAGUCAUUGACUUCAAUCUCACUGCUUCAGUCUCACUGCACACACGUGUAUGAGAAGUUUGCUGUACGAGAGCGGUAUCACUCUGCAUUCGCCGUGACCUGUCUUGUGUGUGUUCCUCAGGUGUCUGUUCUCUCUGCCCCACCAUCGACUCCAUAAUAGUCCUCAGUAUAACCCCAUAAUGAUCUAUGCAGUUUUAACCUCAAGUCACAUGAUAUAUAUCUAUCUAUAUAUAUAUAGAUGGAUAUAUAUCUAUAUACUGAAUAUGAUGUCAUUGCAGGUCAUAUGUAGUCCACAUAGCAUUAGGAAGAGGAGCAUCUGAGGACAGACUGAAGUGCCACAGCUGGAGGUUGCUGGACUUCAAGAUGCACAGAAUACAUUUUAUUAAAUGAUUGAUUUGGAUCCCCUGGGGGCAUCUCUUCAUGUUCAUGCACAUUAGUAGACACCACAUGAUGUAUAGUAAUUCAUAAUGUAACCAAGUAUAACACAGCAGGUGAAAAUAGCAAUAAAAACAAAAAAACAAAACGACAACGAAAACUGUCUGCCCCUCUUGGCAGCAUCACCUCGUAGUUGAGCACAUACUUUAGCACUUGAUAACAUAUCAGGGAAUUUUUGUAGUUUCUCUACCUAUAUGCACAGUUAGGAAAAUGCCUUAUCCCAAAGAAAAAUGACACCACUUUUAUUUUCUCUCAGUUUAAAAAAGAAAGAAAGAAAAAGACAAUGCCGAAAUCACUCAAAACGUGACCAGACCUGCCUCUUCUCAGAAAAGACUCGCACAAGAAACUGCGCGGUGAAUGCAGUGUGAUACGCUUUGCUCUUCGGGUGUUUGUCCAAAUUCUGCACAACUGAUGAAUGUGAAAGGAAAGGGUAAUCAAUGAACCUUUGUAGAGGACUUUUUCUUCACUUUGCUGUGCAAGAGUACACUGCUUCGCUUCAUGGCUUUUAUAAACAGAACUACGUGUUUGGUAAGUGUUUGUAGUUGAUAGUUCACUUAACUAAAGAAGCUGUUUUCGGUUCGGAUGCUCAGACCGUUUGGCGGCACAAGCUGGACUUUGUUGCCAAUAUUGAAAUUAUUUGUUUCAAAAUUUGAAAGAGAUUUUAAGUUAAUCUACAUUUUAUUUCCCUUGAAUGUGUUAUUUUAUUUUCAUCAUACAAUAAAUAUUCAAGUGAUCUUUUUAUUAAACAAUUAAGAUACUAUGCUAGCUAUUGUUGUACGGAAUUUGUAUUCUUCACAAAAGUACAAAUAUUGGCUUUUAAUGUGUAAUUUAGGUGAUCUCUCUUAUUCUGUAUAAAAUGAAGUAAACGACUCUUACAUAGAAUUUGUUCUCCUGUGAAGUCCCAAACAGUAGAAACUGUCAACUUUAUUAAACACCUCAGUGUAUGCUCAAUCUGAA
This is a messenger RNA of Scophthalmus maximus (turbot), 5293 nucleotides long. It is a transcript of the gene mef2aa, whose product is annotated as myocyte enhancer factor 2aa. Gene Ontology annotation, molecular function: protein dimerization activity; histone deacetylase binding; RNA polymerase II cis-regulatory region sequence-specific DNA binding. NCBI's taxonomy places the organism in Eukaryota, Metazoa, Chordata, Actinopteri, Pleuronectiformes, Scophthalmidae. Gene Ontology annotation, biological process: positive regulation of transcription by RNA polymerase II; cell differentiation; heart development. The transcript is spliced from 11 exons. The coding region runs from base 472 to 1887 and encodes 471 amino acids. The record is from RefSeq and is a predicted model, not a curated record.